This is a messenger RNA of Bactrocera latifrons, 1263 nucleotides long. RefSeq lists its product as uncharacterized. The transcript has a single exon. Lineage: Eukaryota; Metazoa; Arthropoda; Insecta; Diptera; Tephritidae. The record is from RefSeq and is a predicted model, not a curated record. Bases 498 to 1112 code for a protein of 204 amino acids.
GACAAAAGCCGUUCAAUUUGCGUCGUCCCUUAUUGAACACCGAUGUCAAGAUGACAAAACAAGAAAUCGCAAGCUUGAGAGCACAAAUCGCUGCUCUGACCACAACGUUCACUGAAACUCAACAAAGAUUGAAUUCGUUGGAAACCCACGCAACACUUAACGUCACAGUCACAAACCAAUACCAGGACUGUACACCAAACAUCACAGAUGAAUCACAAAUUAACUUAGAAAUCUUCAAAACCUUACCAGUCUUCACAGGCGAUAUGAACCAKUAUAGGUCAUGGAGAAAACGUGCCUAGACGCACAUGGAAAACAUCAAGAAUUACGCUACUACACCCAUGUACUAYACGGCACUCUCGAUUGUACAUUAGAAAAUUCAAGGAGAGGCGGCCUAUAUUUUAAUAAACCACAACACCAAAUUCAACUUUUAUUCCAUAAUAAACCGUCUCGAUUAUACUUAUGCGGACCAGAGACCUCUGUAUGUUUCGCUAGAAGGAAUGAAAAGAAUAAAGCAAGGAAAAAGGACUCCGGCAGAGUUCCAUUCCGAAAUCAGCAAGUCACUUAAUCUUGCACUCMCUAAAGUUGAGAUGGAUAAUCAUGGAUCAGGAAAUCCAUCAGCUAUGGUAGAAUAUGCGAACCGGGAAGCUGUGAGGUUCAUUCUCGGUCUGAACAGCAAAUAUACCAGCGGCACCCUCUAUGGUCACAAUCCGAAGGGCUUAGAAACCGCUUACGCUAUCGCACGUACGAUAUACCACGAUAACGUUAACUCACAAUUCGACGUUCCGCAAUACAAUCAGCAGAGACAAUACAAUACAUCACAGCACCAAAACUCAAACAGAAGACAUUACGAGGAACCACAAGGGUACAGACCUAACGUACAGGUGCAAUACAAUCAGACUGCACCCAGGCAACAGCACCCACCAAUGGACGUAGAUUCAUCACAACAAUACACGAGAUCCGCAACUCCCAAUACGAAUCAUUCCAAACCACAACAAAUAGCCGUCAAUUACGAGGACUACCGCCAAAUAAUCAAUUUCGCGGAAACCUUCAAAAAAGAGAAUGAAAUCCGUCAUUUCAUAAUUCCAACGUACAGCAGAAAUUUCAACGUGUAAACCAGACACGCGACGAAGAACUACAAUCGCUUACAYCAGAAUACGAGAACGAUGAUUACGAAACAGGCAGCUCUAUUUUAGGCGCAUGAACGAUUUGAAGCCACGCCACUGCAGGGAUACAGUCAAAGUUAUUAACAUCCUGAUUGACACU